Aspergillus nidulans FGSC A4 is the source of this 456-nucleotide messenger RNA. Its product is annotated as Apc13 domain protein. The transcript has 2 exons. Lineage: Eukaryota; Fungi; Ascomycota; Eurotiomycetes; Eurotiales; Aspergillaceae. Gene Ontology annotation, cellular component: anaphase-promoting complex. The record is from RefSeq and is a predicted model, not a curated record. Bases 1 to 456 code for a protein of 151 amino acids.
AUGAGCAAAGACUCUUCCCCAACGCACAUCCACAUGCACCAUCCCCGUCUAGCAGACUACUUUGAAGACUUCACGCGACCACAUACAAGCCAUACUGCCUCGCUGGCCUCGUCAUCCUCACAACACAUUUACCACAAUCAUACCGUGACCUAUGGGUCAUCCUCGCCAGCGUUGAUACCCAGUUUCCUGCCGAUCGAGGAGAUCUAUCUCCCACAACAGUACCAGCCGCCGAACCCAGAAGACGAGGACGAUGUUGUUCCUGACCAGCACGCGGCAUUUGGAAUUACGAGAGCAAUGGACCGGCGUAGAGAGCCGGUCUGGAGGGAUCUGGGGCUUGAAGGUUUAGUCGCGAGUGGGGGGGUCGGUGCGGUAGGCAAGGGAAACGGAACGGCAAGAGUGAGGAUCAAAGAUUCUGGGAGGUUGAUGGGAGGCAAGAGGAUUGUCUGUUUGCGGUGA